GCAUACUCUUUUCGCCUAAGAUGCCCUAAAACACAACCCACACUCACGCCUCCGUCACGGAACCUUUAAACCCUCGCAAAACCCUCCGAUAUCACCUGCUUCUGCUUGCUUAUCAUCACAUCAAUGGCGUUUAAGAACCAACAAGGCGAUCAAUCAAACAAGAGAAAGAGAAUUCCAGGCGGAACAAAAGGCGGCGAUGGAGGGAAAACCAGUCAGAAGAAGAAACUCAAAACGCCCUCCAACGACCAAUCUAACAAAGGUUUUAAGAAGCCAUUCAGUUCCUCUAAGCAUCACCAUGGAAAGGCCGACGGUAAACCUAGAUUCGAUAAAUCGGACACAGCUCAGAAUGUGCCCAAAACCAAGCGAGAACUUCGUUUACAAGCCAAGGAGCUUGCUGAAGCUAGGAAGAAAAAGAGAAAGCCUCAUUACACCCUUGAGCAAGAGCUUGCUUUACUAUGGGAAAAGAUGAGGCGUCGAAAUAUUGGGAAGGAAGAUAGAUCCAAGUUAGUGAGCGAGGCUUUAAGGAAGAUGAAGGGUAAAAUUCAUGAAAUUGCAGGGUCCCAUGUUUCUUGCCGGGUACUUCAGACUUGUGCCAAGUAUUGUUCACAAGAUGAAAGGAAUGCUGUUUUUGAGGAGCUUCGUCCACAUUUUCUCACCCUCGCUUGCAACACUUAUGCAGUGCAUCUCAUUACAAAGUUGUUGGAUAAUGCCUCAAAGGAACAACUGGCAGAGUUUAUUUCUUCUCUCCACGGGCAUGUUGCUUCUCUUCUACGGCAUAUGGUUGGUUCAGUUGUUGUUGAACAUGCUUAUCAAUUGGGAAAUGCCACUCAAAAGCAAGCUCUUCUUAUGGAAUUAUACUCCACUGAGCUUCAGUUGUUCAAGGAUCUUGUUUUAGUGAAGGAACGCAGGUUAGUGGAUAUAAUUUCCAAGCUGAAUCUGCAAAAAGCGGCAGUAAUGAGACAUAUGUCCUCUGUGUUUCAACCCAUCUUGGAGAAAGGAAUAGUGGAUCACUCUAUCUUACACACGGCACUUGUUGAGUACUUCACUAUUGCUGGCAAGUCUUCUGCUGCAGAUGUUAUUCAACAUUUGGCAAGUGCACUUCUUGUGCGGAUGAUCCAUACAAAGGAUGGAUCCAAGAUUGGGAUUCUGUGCAUCAAACACGGCAGUGCACAGGAGAGAAAGAAAAUUAUAAAAGGAAUGAAGGGUCAUGUCAGUAAGAUAGCUCAGGAUAGAUUUGGCAGUAUGGUGCUCACGUGUAUUCUCUCUGUUGUUGACGACACACAGUUGAUAAAAAAGAUCAUUAUUCGUGAACUCCAAGCAGUACUAAAGGAGCUGAUUUUAGAUAAGAAUGGAAGGCGCCCUUUAUUGCAGCUUCUUCAUCCAAAUUGUUCUCGUUAUCUUAGUCCAGAUGAUUUGUCUUUGUUAGAUUCGUCCAUACCUUCUUUACUAAUAAAGGGUGACUCGGAACCAGGAACCGAUGUCAAAUCUUCAGAGGUUGAAGGUGACGAGAAUAUGAGUGAUGCAGAGGAGAAUGUGCAAUCAGUAGUAGCGGGUGGGAAAAAAGAUCCCAUCUUGCGAAGAAAAGAGUUGUUGGUUGAUAGUGGACUUGCCGAGAGUCUUAUUGACGCAUGUUGCGAGAGUGCAGAGGAAUUACUUCGAUCAAAUCAUGGGAGAGAGGUCUUGUUUGAGGUUGCUUCGGGUGGUGCGGAUGGAAUCCUCCGCCCACAUUUGGAUGAGAAGUUGGAUUCUCUACAUGAAGCUAUAGCAACUAGGGUAGCACUACCUAAAUCAGAAGGGCAAGAAGAGGAGCAUCUUCUAGAGAAUUUUCAUUCUAGCAGGACAAUAAGAAAAUUGAUUCUAGAAUGUCCCUCUUUCGCCUCCACUUUGUGGAAAAAAGCUUUUAAAGGGAAGUGCAAGACUUGGGCCCAAGGUCACAGCGCAAAGGUGGUUUGUGCAUACUUGGAAACCUCGGAUCCUAUGGUGCUUAAACUGGCAAAGCAAGAGCUGCAGCCGUUACUAGACAAAGGCGUACUUAAAUUACCCGAGAACAACCAACCAAGAAAGCAGGCUAAGCAACUGUAGCCAGAUGAGCCCCGAACUUGGCAUGUCUUGUAUCUUCUUCAUGCGGUUUUUUACUUGCAACUCGAGCUUUCAAUCGGAUUUUUGUGCAUUAAUUGCGGAACUAGACAUGUCUUGAAUCGUCGUUACUUAAACGAGUAUACACAUAAGAACAUUGUAUUUUAAAUUUAGUAAUCAAAAUUGUUGUUUUUUUUGCCAC
Cynara cardunculus var. scolymus (artichoke) is the source of this 2278-nucleotide messenger RNA. RefSeq names its product pumilio homolog 24. The record is from RefSeq and is a predicted model, not a curated record. Gene Ontology annotation, biological process: regulation of translation. The transcript has 17 exons. Gene Ontology annotation, molecular function: mRNA binding. Lineage: Eukaryota; Viridiplantae; Streptophyta; Magnoliopsida; Asterales; Asteraceae. The coding region runs from base 124 to 2082 and encodes 652 amino acids. Gene Ontology annotation, cellular component: nucleolus.